AUGAUAAUUCCGCCUCGUCUGCGUACGCGUGUGCUAGAGGAGCUUCAUUCGGGACACAUCGGUGUGGUGAAGAUGAAGGCACUCGCCAGAAGCUACGUGUGGUGGCCUGGCAUAGAUAAAGACAUUGAGACAAUGACAAAAAGUUGUAAUGGAUGCCAGAAUGUGAAACAUGCCCCACCAGCGGCUCAAAUACAUCAAUGGGAGUGGCCAUACCGACCUUGGAGUCGCUUACACAUAGAUUUCGCGGGACCAUUUCUCGGUUCAAUGUUCUUCGUAGUUGUAGACACCAACUCGAAAUGGCCAGAAGUUGUACAAAUGAACACGACUACGUCCGAGAAAACCAUUGAGGUUCUACGCACCAAAAUAGCAAGGAACGGAAUUCCUAGGCAAAUUGUUAGCGAUAAUGGCCCUCAGUUUGUUUCUGAGGAAUUUCGGAAUUUCGUCAAAUCCAAUGGAAUUCGGCAUUCAACAUCUGCGCCGUACCACCCCAGUACGAAUGGCCUCGCAGAAAGAUUUGUACAAUCUUUCAAAAUGGCCAUGCGAUCUAGCGCCAAGGACCAUGAGGCAACAACACCACCUACUUCAAGUGAUAGUAUGGUGCAAACUACAAGUGAUUCCAACGCCUGUCCGAGCUUACCUGAGAAAUCCACUGUGGACACCCCUAUCCGGCGUAAUCCGAAGAGACAUGCAGAAACUCCCAAACUGUUUGACAACUUUGUCAAGUUCUAG
Messenger RNA from Mizuhopecten yessoensis (Yesso scallop), 729 nucleotides. RefSeq lists its product as uncharacterized. Gene Ontology annotation, molecular function: nucleic acid binding. Lineage: Eukaryota; Metazoa; Mollusca; Bivalvia; Pectinida; Pectinidae. Gene Ontology annotation, biological process: DNA integration. The record is from RefSeq and is a predicted model, not a curated record. The transcript is spliced from 2 exons. Bases 1 to 729 code for a protein of 242 amino acids.